AUGGCCACUCUCCCGGAGCAAAUCAAAAUCGACGACAUCACGUCGGGCCGCGUCGACCCGCAGGUCAUCUACGCCGAGCUCGAGCAUCUCAAAAGCGAGAUCAACAUACUUCGCAGCGACAUGUCGGUGUUUCUAAAGGCCUUGGCCACCAUUCCUGAGAGCCAGAGCCAGCAGGUGUACUACGACAAUUUGCUGGCCAAAGUGCUGACUAUCCGCCUGGAUAUCAAGGGUUUCUGUGCCCAGUACAACCGGCUUUUGCCCAUCAUCAAUUUGACCCAGAUCAAGUUGGGCCACGAGGUCGAGGUGCUGAGUGGCCUGUCCAAUGGCACCACCAAUGGCAAGGCAAACGUGCGACUCAGCGUCCCAAGACCCCAUCUGAUCCACGCACUCCCCGAAGCCACGAACAGGACCAGCAAAAACACCGAAACCCACAAUAAGUGCCUUUGA
This is a messenger RNA of Metschnikowia bicuspidata var. bicuspidata NRRL YB-4993, 447 nucleotides long. It is a transcript of the gene MED3, whose product is annotated as Med3p. The coding region runs from base 1 to 447 and encodes 148 amino acids. Lineage: Eukaryota; Fungi; Ascomycota; Pichiomycetes; Serinales; Metschnikowiaceae. The transcript is spliced from 3 exons. The record is from RefSeq and is a predicted model, not a curated record.